AUGUCUCUUGACCCGCCGGCUUACAUCCUGUCGCUCCAGAACAACAUCAGGGCGCGACCAAUCUCAUGGGAAGGAGCCGUUAGAGCAAAGACAAUCACCGACCAGGACCUCAAGAAGAUCAAGUCGAUAGACAAGGUCCGCAAGGAACAGCGCAGACAGACGGUCGAGUCGGAUCCCGCCAGCUAUGCCGCCCUGGUCUUGGGUUCCGACGACGGCGUCAGCAUCUUCCAAUCUGCAGCCAAGCGCUCCGACAUUGUUCAGUACAUGCUGGUCCUGACUGGCGACCUUAUCGAGGACAUGCCAUCCUUUGUAGCCAAGCUCCUCGAACACUCCGACCCUUACGCUCCCUUCGUGCCGCUCCUCAAGCAGACGGCCAAUCCCGAAGACCCCAUUCCGCUACUCGCAUCGUGUGUCUUGUCAAGUCUCCUCUCUCACGGCCUUGUGGCCAGCGGUCCCCAGUCUGAACAAAUCGACAAAGCCUUGCCCAAGCUAUACUCGUACAUCUCAACUCUGGCAAGAAGGUCUGACAGCAACCUCCAAGACAUUGCUGUGCAAGAAUACUCGGCAGUCUUGCGUACUGCCAAAUCUCGUCAGCUGUUCUGGGAGCAACGAAACGACACCGUUACUCCUCUGUUCAACAUUCUGACCAACGCAACCGGAGGUGGCAUGAGAGACACCGAGUCAACCUUGAUCAGCGGUGGAAGCAUUCGCAGCAUUGCCGAUUCUCAGAUCAUCAACAACGUCGGCUUACAGCUUCUGUACCACGUCCUGCUUGUCAUCUGGCAAUUGAGUUUCGAGGGCAAGCUGGUCGGUCGUGGUCUUGAUGAGGAGCACGACAUUAUUGUCCUCUACGCCGCACUUCUUCGCAUUUCGCCCAAGGAAAAGACAACUAGACUUCUCCUCGCUACCCUCACAAAUCUUCUUUCAACCAACCGCGAUACCCUUAUGCCCGCCGUUAUUCCUGCUCGCCUCCCCGCCAUCCUCCAAAACUUGCAAGGUCGCCAUCUCAACGAUGCCGAUCUCCUCGAGGAUCUGAAAGCUCUCCAAUCAAUGGUUGAAGAGUUCCAAAAGACACAGACAACUUUCUCAGAAUACGCUGCAGAGGUCAACUCUGGCCAUCUCCGGUGGUCGCCACCCCAUCGCAACCAGGCCUUCUGGAGUGAGAACGCCCGCAAGAUCCUCGAGGACAACAAGGGUGAGUUGGCCAAGAAGCUCGCCGAGAUUCUGUCAAAGUCCUGGGACAACGACAAGCAGGUGCUAGCUAUUGGCUGCAACGAUGUCGCAUGUCUUGUCAAGGAAGUGCCUGAGAAGAGACAACAGAUGGAGAAGCUUGGUCUGAAGGCUCGUGUCAUGGAGCUUAUGCAGCACAGCGACGAAUCCGUGCGCUGGGAGAGUUUGAGAGCAGUCGGCGAGUGGCUCAGGUAUUCCUUUGAGAAAUAG
Aureobasidium namibiae CBS 147.97 is the source of this 1440-nucleotide messenger RNA. Its product is annotated as vacuolar ATP synthase-like protein subunit H. The coding region runs from base 1 to 1440 and encodes 479 amino acids. Lineage: Eukaryota; Fungi; Ascomycota; Dothideomycetes; Dothideales; Saccotheciaceae. Gene Ontology annotation, biological process: proton transmembrane transport. The record is from RefSeq and is a predicted model, not a curated record. Gene Ontology annotation, cellular component: fungal-type vacuole membrane; vacuolar proton-transporting V-type ATPase, V1 domain. Gene Ontology annotation, molecular function: proton-transporting ATPase activity, rotational mechanism. The transcript has 3 exons.